CACAGAAUCACACUAAUUAUUCACUUACUGAUAUGGUUUCAUCAAGCUCAACCCUUCUGCCACUUCCCAUUGACCUUCACAUAAACACCAUGGGCAAUAAAAUCAGGGCAUGGGUCCCUUUUUGUUGUCUGGCCAAAGUAACCUGUUACCUUAAUUAUACCACAACUGCCGCACUCAUCGUGUGGCAAGACAACUCCAGGGGAUUCAACUAUAUGCCGGCAGAGAUAGACAGUCUUGUCGAGCAUUUGCUUGCACAUGAUCCAUGAGGUGUAACACAAUGUCAAUGUUGGACAAUAUCCAAACGUUGGUGGGUGUUGAAUGACUGCUUAUCGUGAAAGGCCGAUGCUAGGAGGGAAGUCUGUAGAAGGAUGAAAGGAGGAUGGUGGAGGGUAAGAGGAAAUAUUUGUAUUCGAAAUGUUCGACAAGAAUGAAGUGAAACCUACAAGACUAAGACCUUCGUGCUCAUUAGGAU
This is a messenger RNA of Aspergillus sclerotioniger CBS 115572, 472 nucleotides long. RefSeq lists its product as uncharacterized. NCBI's taxonomy places the organism in Eukaryota, Fungi, Ascomycota, Eurotiomycetes, Eurotiales, Aspergillaceae. The record is from RefSeq and is a predicted model, not a curated record. The coding region runs from base 90 to 266 and encodes 58 amino acids. The transcript has 2 exons.